AGAAUUGCAGCUGCCGACCUUUCUCCUGGCUUUAUGUAUUUUGGGAGCAGCAUCCAUGGAAACCUGGAUAUGAAUGAAGACAAGCUGGUGGAUCUUGCUGUGGGCUCCCGUGGAAGUGCUGUCCUAUUAUGGUCCCGCAGUGUGGUCCAAAUCAAUGCCACCCUCCAGUUUGAGCCCUCCAAAAUCAACAUCUUCACCAAGGACUGUGUUCGGAAUGGCAAGGAGGCCACCUGUCUGUCAGCCUUUGUUUGCUUCACUGCCGUUUUUCUCUCCGCUCAUUUUCAGUCAGCUCAUGUAGCAUUGAAUUACAACCUCACCAUUGAUGAACGACGAUAUGUGCCACGAGCCUACCUGGAUGAAAAUGGAGAGAGACUUGCCCACAAGGCAGCCACCUUGCUUGCCAGGCAGGAACAUUGUGACAGUAUGGAUUUUCAUGUCUUGGAUACAGCGGAUUAUGUGAAGCCGGUGACCUUCUCUGUUGAUUAUGCCCUAAAGAGUCCUGAGACUGGACCAGUGAUGGAUGAUGGGUGGCCAACUUCACUGAAAGUGGCUGUCCCAUUCUGGAACGGAUGCAACGAAGAUGAGCACUGCAUCCCUAAUUUGGUUCUUGAUGCUAAAACAGAUGUCCCAACUGCAAUGGAAUAUUGCAGACGGGUCCUGAGAAAAUCUCACUCGGAUUGCUCCGCCUACACGCUGUCUUUUGAUACCUCCAUUUUUGUCAUAGAGAGUGCCAGAAGGAGGGUAGCAGUAGAAGCCCUGUUGGAGAACAGAGGAGAAAAUGCAUAUAACACCAUUCUAAACAUUUCCUUCUCAAGAAACCUGCAGUUUGCAAGCUUGAUUCAGAAGGAUGACCCGGAUAUUAACAUAGAAUGUAUGUCUGAGGAGAAACAUUCAAACAGCAGAGUUUGCAAUGUCAGCUACCCCUUCUUCCGGGC
Molecule: messenger RNA, 935 nt
Organism: Thamnophis sirtalis
Lineage: Eukaryota; Metazoa; Chordata; Lepidosauria; Squamata; Natricidae
Source: RefSeq, a predicted model, not a curated record